UCCCUCACCUCAAUCCUCGUACAUAUUUACCCCCUUUUGUUUGUACUAUUUUUUUUUCUUAUUCGGAAUAACUCUUGAAAUCUCUUCGUGAUCUUAAUUUUUCUUUGUUUAUCAUCUUGCUGACGUUGGGAUUUCAAGAUGAAUUCCGCCGAGAAAAUGGCGCAAAUGCAAUUGCGCCAGAAUUAUAGGAAUAUGUGGCACACCGAUCUCUUGGGUGCCGUCGGAGCCGAUGCUCCUUUUUGUUGUUUUGCGUUGGUAUGUGGACCAUGUGCUUCAUACAUUCUGCGUAAAAGAGCUCUUUACAAUGACUUGUCCCGGUACACAUGUUGUGCUGGCUACAUGCCAUGCAGUGGGAACUGUGGGGAAAGCAAUUGCCCUGAAUUUUGUCUUUGCUCUGAGGUAUUUUGUUGCUUCUCGAAUUCAGUUGCCUCUACACGCUUCUUGUUGCAAGAUGAAUUCAACAUUCAGACUUCGCCAUGUGACAACUGCAUGAUAGGUUUCAUGUUCUGCCUCCAACAAUUGGCAUGCAUAUGUUCCUGCGUUGCAUGCUUAACCGGCAUCGACGAAAUAGGAGACCUUGCUGACCUCCUGACCUGCUUGUCCGACAUCGUCUAUUGCUCGGUUUGUCCAUGUCUCCAAACUCAACACAAAGUUGAAAUGGACAAAAGAGAUGGUCAGUUUGGUCCUCCUCCAGUUAUGGCAGUUCCUCCAAUGCAACAAAUGUCACGCCUUGAUCAGCCAAUUCCCCCGUCAGUUCACUAUCCGCCUUACGAGGAGAACCUGAAGGGCGGCAGCAUAGGCCAACCGCCGCCGUAUCCCGGCACCGGCUACCCACCCGCCAGUUACCCUGGCGGUGGGUACCCUCCUCCGCCGCCGCCGGGAUAUGGUCCGCCGCCGGGAGGAUACCCUCACCCUGGCUCAUACCCUCUUCCGCCUCCGGGAUACAAUCCACAUGCAUAUCCACCGGGCGGAUACAAUCAAUCGCCGGGAUAUCCUCCGUCGUACCCACCACCGCCGAGUGCUUAUCCACCGCCGGACUACAAAAAGUGAUUAUAAUUUGUAUAUAUGACGACGAAAUAACAUAAAUCUUCUCCAUUAUUAGCAUGCGUAAUGUACAUAAAAAUCCAUUGUAGAUAUUACCAUCCUCUACUUUUUUCCCAUGGAAAAAUUUAAUUUGAUACCCAACUAUACCAUCUAUAGGUGUACAUCCUUGAUCACUUUUUUUUCUUCUUCCCUUUCCUUAACUCGUGUAAAAAUUUAGCAAAUGCUUGUUGUGUAUUUAAUUAACUUCUAACUACAGACAGACGUGGUUAGGUCAAAUUUCUUAAUGUCGAAUCUGUUUCAUAGAGUGCACCUGUUAAAAAUCGGUAUAAAAAAAUAUACUCAUUGGGUUUUGGAAGAGAAAACUCAACCUAAUUGGUGCAUGGGUAACUCUAUGGAUAAUUCACAGACAUAACAACGAAUAAUUCCUUCGAACACCGACCACAUCAUUAAUAAUUAUAUUAUCAAAAUCUUUCUUACAAGAUGAAUAAUAACAUGAUCCAUAAAUUUAUUCAUAUUAUUAGGAUUAUAUAUUGUCAUAAAGACUAAUAACAUCCAUGAAAUUUUUAUAUUGUCGGGGUUAGAUGCAAAAUAAAAAUAUUUUUUUCUUCUGGUGCGUGAGUCGGGUUUUGACAAUAGCUGCUGCAAUCAAUCCAACCCACCUAUACCAAAGACACAGGCAAAACCCGCACACACAACCCAAAACCCAUCGGUGUCGGGUUUCACCCGAUUUAACUGAAUCGGAUUGGGUUGGAUUAUAAGCAAAUUUGGGUUUAACUACCAUCCCUACCCACAACCAAGAAUUAUAUUUGGUUCCAACCUAGCUAGGGUGGCAAAAUUAUCACAACUUAUUGGUUCGGGUUGAAUAAUCCUUUGUUAUUCCCUACUUCAGUCUUCAGGUAGGUUUGUUAGAUUUACCCGGAUAAGAAUAAACAUCAGCCAGCCAAGCCCUAAUCGGAUACCAAGCUCGUUGAAUUCGGGAGGUUUAAAAUUUUCACUAACAUUAAAAAAUAAUUUAUUUGAAAGAAAACUUAACAAAUACACUGUAUUUUGUUAAAUUAUCUUUUCCUUAUGUUGAGACAUAAACAUAAAAGAUCUAACCUAAUAAUUCACCUACUACUACUCACCAAGCUCCUCCAUCAAUAGCCUAGAGACUAGGGGAGUAAAAACCGGUCAAUAACUCAAUUUUGCAGGACCAUUAGUAAUCCUCAUUGAUUGUCCAUGGAGACAAAUAAACUUUUCCCCUUAAAUAAUUUUAACGCGCAAUAUCUCUUUUUUCAGUCGUAAUUCGGUUUUUUCACAUUAUAAUUAGAUUAAUCGUGCUCUCAAAAUUACAUCCACUUUGAUAGUCGAAAUAUACUAAUUGUUAUUUACCACCUAUAAUCACUGCCUAACACAAGUUACCACAAGAUAUAGGGUGGGAUAUUUGGUUCUGAAAAUUUUCUCACUCAUAAAUUUGUAGAUCGUAAUAGAUCACGAUGAACUUGUUCCUUUAGUGCAAAAAUUUCCAAAAUUUGAGUUAAAAAUAAAAGAUCUUUAAAUCUGACUGCUUAUCUAGCCUCACUUGAAAUUAAGAGGCCAGAUAUGCUUAUGCAUAAGUGCGUAACUAGGGAUUAUGUACCUCUCCAUGGACCCUAGACCAUACCUCGAAAUGAUGGGUGAAAAAAAUAAUUGUAACUCGACCCAAUCAACUCGCAUUGAUCUCUAAAAUUAAGUUUUAAGAUCCGGAGAGGGUUUUAUUUUGUUGAACUCGCCUUUCUUGAGUUGGGUGUGAGUUUUGUAUUAUGAAACCCGUAGAUGCUCAACCUUACCCAUGUUACAACUAUUGUACUAAGUGUUAAUAUAAAAACAUGUUUAUGUCAUAUACCAGCAUUGAAGCAUAUUUGUGAGUGAAUUAAGAUAUUUUCUCAUAAUAGACAUAUCUGAUAUAGGUUAUGGUUAUUUUUUUUAUACGAUUUUAGAAGAAUAACAUAUUAUAUGCGUU
Messenger RNA from Linum trigynum, 3025 nucleotides. Lineage: Eukaryota; Viridiplantae; Streptophyta; Magnoliopsida; Malpighiales; Linaceae. The record is from the annotation of a GenBank genome assembly.